CCCUGCGAGUACGGAGGAAGGAGAGGGAGUGAGAGGGAGGCGGGGCCUGAAGGCUUGGAAAGCGCGCGCGACUUGAAUAGACUUUUGACGGGUUCCCGCGCUGCUCCACCGGUACGGCUCUCGCCAAGCGGACGGACCCGGGACGGGCAGCUGUUGUUGCUGUCACCGCUCGCUUCUUCCCUUCCCGAAGGAUUCAGGGGUAUGGCGUCUGCACUGCCAAAUUUUCAACCACCAAUUCCUUGGUAGAAGAUAGAAGACAGAACAACUUAGAAGUAGGCAAAUCAGUCAACAGCUACUAGAAUAGCUUCCUGAAUCUGACUUCAGUAGAACUAUGGGGAUCCAAGGUUUGCUUCAAUUUAUCAAAGAGGCUGCUGAACCUUCUCAUGUGAAGAAGUACAAAGGACAAGUUGUUGCUGUAGAUACAUACUGUUGGCUCCACAAAGGAGCCUAUGCAUGUGCUGAAAAGCUAGCCAAAGGAGAACCCACAGAUCAAUAUGUAGCUUAUUGUAUGAAACUUGUUGAUAUGCUUCUGUCAUUUGGAGUCAAACCGAUUCUAGUGUUUGAUGGAUGUACCCUGCCUUCCAAAAAGGAAGUUGAAAAGUCACGAAGAGAAAAACGGCAAGCAAAUCUUCUGAAGGGGAAACAGCUGCUCCGUGAAGGGAAAGUAUCAGAAGCCAGAGAGUGUUUUGCACGUAGCAUUAAUAUUACGCAUGCUAUGGCCUGUGAAGUUAUUAAAGCUGCCCGAGCCCAAGGAAUAGAUUGCAUUGUUGCUCCAUAUGAAGCUGAUGCUCAGCUAGCCUAUCUUAACAGGACGGGCAUAGUCGAAGCUAUAAUUACAGAGGAUUCUGAUCUUCUUGCUUUUGGAUGUAAAAAGGUAUUUCUGAAAAUUGACAAAUUUGGAAAUGGUUUGGAAAUUGACCAGGUUCGGCUAGGAAUGUGCAAACAACUUGGUGAUGUGUUCACAGAAGAGAAAUUCCGUUACAUGUGUAUACUGUCUGGCUGUGACUACCUUCCAUCACUUCAUGGUAUUGGGUUAGGCAAGGCUUGCAAACUACUAAAAAUAUCCAAUAACCCUGAUAUUAUAAAGGUCAUUGGGAAAAUGGGACAGUAUUUGAAGAUGAAUAUUUUGGUACCAGAAGAAUACAUACAAGGAUUUAUUCGUGCUAAUAAUACUUUCCUCUAUCAGUUGGUUUUCGACCCAAUCAGGAGGAAACUUGUUCCUUUGAAUGCUUAUGAAGAUGAUGUUGAUCCAGACACACUCCUUUAUGCAGGGAAAUACUUUGGCGAUAGUGCUGCUUUUCAAAUUGCACUUGGAAAUAAAGACAUCAAUACAAUGGAGCAAACUGAUGAAUACAACCCUGAUACUUCACAGUCUGUACAGCCAAGAAGUCGUGGCUGGAGUGACAAAUGUGUUAGGGAGAAGCCAUCCAAUUUAAAGAGUAUUUGGUGUAGAGACUACAAACCUGGAUCCGCUGUCAAGAUUACAACAGAUUCAACACCAUUAUUAGAGAAACCCACAACCAGAGGCCUGGAGCGGCUAAUUAACAUGAAAGGGCUGAAACUUCCCAGCAAAGCACUUAUGGCAAAAAGGCCAAGGCUUGAAGAGUUGUCAGAAGGAGAUCUGUUGAGCCAGUAUUCUUUUUCAAACCCCAAAAAAUUCAAGACAGAAAACAGUGGCGAUGGCGAGCAUCAUGAGUUUGUUAGUGCUAUGUCUGUGACCAAUGCUUCAAAGGACUCUUGCAGAAACAAAGAGAGUUCAGACUCCCAGCCUAGGCUUAGAAAUAAAUUUGCCUUCGUUCUCCAGAAGAAGAAUGAACAGAAUGGUGCAGUUGUUGUUCCAGGGACUAGAAGCAGAUUCUUCUGCAACAUCAUGGAUCUUCCUGACAAUACAUCAAAAAGUGAAAUCCACCAACCAUACCAAAGCAGUGAAGUGGAUUGUCAAAUUGUGAAAGCGGAAAGUGGAAUAACAGAAGAUCACAGUCCUUGCUCUUCAGACACUGGAGAAACCAAAAGAACCAUCUUGCCAUCACCUGGGACAGCACACACAAGCUGUUUCAAUUGGUCUAGAAGCUUUGCAGAAAGAUCUGAGACACCCAGUCUGUCUCGAAGUGUAGCGUUGUUAAAGCAGUUUUACCGGCAAACACCCAGCAAAGUCACACCCCAGGAUUGUGAGGUGUCUGGGUCACAAAUAUUAAGAACCACAGCAAGUAAAGAGUCUAGCAAAGAAUCCUCACCUUUAAAAGAACUGCAAGAUUCAUCAGAACAGGAGAUUGACAGGCUGACACAAAGUGGACUGAAUACUUCAGAAAAUUCACCAAUAACCAAGAAAAACACUGUUUCUGGCAGAGAAUCUGACUGCAGUCCAGAAGCAGAAUGUAAUUUGAAUUCUCGAAUCUUUCCAUUCUUUGACUCAUCGUGUAUUGAGAAUAAGGAUACCGUUUUCAAGAGUGUGGUUCCUGGAUUACCUAAAACUAGUUCUGUGAGACCCCAUCCUGUGACAAAAUGCAAGUCAAUGAUGACUGCCAAAGUUAGUGGCUUAAGCAAGAAAAUGAUCAGUGCAAAGAAGAAAAACCAUCAUAAUGCUGAAAAUAAAUCAGGGUUGCAGGUGACAAUUAAUGAACUAUGGAAGACCUUCCAGUUUAAACGGGAGUCUGAACGGCUGCCCUCCUGUAGAAAAUCAGAGCCAUUGUCUCCAAUUAAAGAUAACAACAUCCAGCUCACUCCAGACACAGAUGAUGACACUGUUAAUAAACUUGAAUUCAGUCAUGUGCAACAGAAGAUAUUUCAAUGAACUGAUCCUGCAGACCUGAGCAAAAUUGUAAUCAUUGGUCAACAUAACUUCCAAACAUUGUGUUUGUUUGUUUCUGGACACACAAAUCAAAGUAACAUUUAUAUAUAUAUUUGGAUGGGAGUUGUAUAUUUCAGUCUUAUCAGAGAUCUUAUCUGCUUCUGUUUUGAAAGAAGCAAAGUGAAUUGUACAGUGUUUAUAUCUGCUUGAAUAAAAUAAAUGUGGCUACAAA
Rhineura floridana is the source of this 3020-nucleotide messenger RNA. RefSeq names its product exonuclease 1 (gene EXO1). The transcript has 15 exons. Gene Ontology annotation, cellular component: nucleus. Gene Ontology annotation, molecular function: metal ion binding; DNA binding; 5'-3' DNA exonuclease activity. The record is from RefSeq and is a predicted model, not a curated record. Gene Ontology annotation, biological process: mismatch repair; DNA recombination. Lineage: Eukaryota; Metazoa; Chordata; Lepidosauria; Squamata; Rhineuridae. Bases 332 to 2791 code for a protein of 819 amino acids.